GUUUAAUCAGUAUUGGUGGAGCUACCUUAAGAUGAUGAAAAGAUCGUUGGGGAUUUUCUUUCUGCUCCUCAUUGUCUUAGCCUCCGAAUGGGCGGUGCAGCCGGCGGAGGGGAGGAGGGUUUGCCAGUCACAGAGCCAUAAGUUCAAGGGAGCGUGUACGAGUAGCCACAACUGCGGCCUCGUCUGCAGGAACGAAGGCUUUUCCGGCGGCAAAUGUCGAGGCUUCCGCCGCCGGUGCUUCUGCACUAAGCUUUGCUAGCUGAUAUGGAAAGGAAGGGAUGUUUUAAUUUUGGGUUUUUCAU
This is a messenger RNA of Hibiscus syriacus, 302 nucleotides long. RefSeq names its product defensin-like protein 1. The record is from RefSeq and is a predicted model, not a curated record. The transcript has 2 exons. Bases 32 to 259 code for a protein of 75 amino acids. Gene Ontology annotation, biological process: defense response. NCBI's taxonomy places the organism in Eukaryota, Viridiplantae, Streptophyta, Magnoliopsida, Malvales, Malvaceae.